Cucurbita maxima (winter squash) is the source of this 2281-nucleotide messenger RNA. Its product is annotated as pentatricopeptide repeat-containing protein At3g05340. Gene Ontology annotation, biological process: RNA modification. The record is from RefSeq and is a predicted model, not a curated record. Gene Ontology annotation, molecular function: RNA binding; protein binding. The coding region runs from base 123 to 2210 and encodes 695 amino acids. The transcript has 3 exons. NCBI's taxonomy places the organism in Eukaryota, Viridiplantae, Streptophyta, Magnoliopsida, Cucurbitales, Cucurbitaceae.
UAAAAAAGGAAAGAGAAACUUACGGCAAGGGUACAUCAAUCCGUCUUCAUCCGACUGGAGCCAAUUCGACGGCGGUCGCCCUAUCUUAAAGAAAACAGAUCGCCAGAGUCCCAUUUUCAUGGAUGAAACUCAAAUGGGUAUUUCAAAGACUGAGCUCCAAGCUUCCCUCUUGGGCCUCUUCUCGAAUCUCCCCAUUCAGAAACCAAUUCCAUCAAAACCCAUUUGCAGAAACCUCCUCAACAUUCGUCCUCAACCAUGUAGACCCAAGCUUCCUUCUGUCCGUUUGUGGAAGAGACGGCCACCUCUAUUUGGGCUCUUCCCUCCAUGCCUCCAUCAUCAAGAGCUUCGAGCUCUCCAACCAUGAAAAUGGGGUCGUCAUAAUGAACUCUCUCAUCUCCAUGUACGAGAGGUGUGGUAAAUUGCCGGAUGCUGUCAAGGUGUUUGAUGAAAUGCCCACAAGAGAUACUGUUUCGUGGAACGCAUUGAUCGGUGGGUUUAUGAGAAAUGGGGAGUUCUAUGCUGGUUUUAGCUAUUUUAAGGCUAUGUGUUUAGUUGGUGAUUGUAAAUUUGAUAAAGCUACUUUGACGACGAUUUUAUCUGCUUGUGAUGGCUCGGAGAUGUGUUGCAUCAUUGAAAUGAUGCAUGGUUUGACGUUUUUGAGUGGAUAUGAACAAGAAAUUACUGUGGGAAAUGCUCUGAUUAGUUCGUAUUUUAAAUGUGGAUGUGUUGGUUUUGGGAGGCAACUUUUUUAUGAGAUGGAGGAGAGAAAUGUGAUUACUUGGACGGCUGUGAUCUCUGGUUUGGCUCAAAAUGGGCAUCAUGAGCACAGCCUGGAGCUGUUUAGGGAGAUGAUGAGUUGUGGCUCUGUGGAGCCAAAUUCUUUAACUUAUUUGAGCUUACUCACUGCUUGUUCUGGUUUGGAGGCAUUAGAGGAAGGAUGCCAAAUUCAUGGUCUUAUUUUGAAAUUGGGAAUUCAGUCAGAUUUGUGCAUUGGGAGUGCUCUGAUGGAUAUGUACUCAAAAUGUGGAAGCAUUGGAGAUGCUUGGAAGAUUUUUGAGUCGGCUGAGGAACUCGAUAUGGUUUCGUUGACUGUUAUCCUUGCAGGGUUCACACAGAAUGGAUGUGAGGAAGAAGCCAUCCAAAUCUUUCUGAAAAUGUUGAAAAUGGGGAUUGAGAUUGACGCAAAUGUUGUUUCAGCUGUUCUUGGAGUGUUUGGUGCUGAUACAUCUUUGAGGCUGGGUCAACAAGUUCAUUCGUUUAUUGUCAAAAAGAACUUUAGUUGCAAUCCUUUCGUGAGCAAUGGACUUAUAAACAUGUACUCCAAGUGUGGAGCACUGGAUGAAUCAGUGAAGGUCUUUGAUAGGAUGCAAAAUAGGAACUCUGUCACAUGGAACUCCAUGAUUGCAGCAUUUGCUCGACACGGAGAUGGCUCGAAAGCUCUACAUCUUUACGAGAAUAUGAAACUGGAAGGUGCAAAGCCAACAGACAUCACGUUUCUAUCAUUACUCCAUGCUUGUAGUCAUGUUGGGUUAGUAAAUAAAGGUAUGGAGUUCCUUGAAUCAAUGACAAAAGAUCACAGGAUGAAUCCUAGGAGCGAACACUACGCUUGUGUUGUCGACAUGUUGGGUAGAGCAGGGCUGCUGUCUGAAGCUAGAACCUUCAUUGAGAAACUGCCUGAACAGCCAGGUUUACUCGUCUGGCAGGCAUUGCUCGGCGCCUGCAGCCUCUACGGUGAUUCUGAAAUGGGGAAAUAUGCAGCCGAACAUCUGUUUUCGGAAACGCCGUAUAGCUCAGUCCCUUAUGUUUUGUUAGCCAACAUAUAUUCUUCUGAAGGGAAUUGGAAGGAAAGAGCAAGGACAAUUAGGAAGAUGAAGGAGACGGGAAUGGCCAAAGAAACUGGUAUCAGUUGGAUUGAGAUUGACAAGAAAGUCCAUAGUUUUACUGUUGGAGACAAAAGGCAUCCACAAGCUGAUAUCAUUUAUGGAGUUUUGAUGGAUCUGUUUGUACUCAUGGUAGAUGAAGGAUAUGUACCAGAUAAGAAUUUCAUCCUCUUCUACUUGGAUCCUGAUGACAAGAAGGAACCGAUCGAUAACGAUAACGGUCCUAUUAACGAUCCAAACUUAUUCCUCUCUCUGGUAUGCUUCCCAUGUUCACUUUUGCUUCUUCCACCAGGGCAGCCAGGGCACUUACCCAAGAAUAGAAUGCAUUAGGAGUUCAUAACUUACAAGGACCCAUGAGUUGUAAUAAUAUCAAGGAAACUUGCUUCGCUUAUCUUGAAAUU